Messenger RNA from Prunus dulcis (almond), 1025 nucleotides. RefSeq names its product 60S ribosomal protein L10a-1. Bases 172 to 822 code for a protein of 216 amino acids. Gene Ontology annotation, cellular component: large ribosomal subunit. The transcript is spliced from 6 exons. Gene Ontology annotation, molecular function: structural constituent of ribosome; RNA binding. The record is from RefSeq and is a predicted model, not a curated record. Gene Ontology annotation, biological process: translation. NCBI's taxonomy places the organism in Eukaryota, Viridiplantae, Streptophyta, Magnoliopsida, Rosales, Rosaceae.
GAACAUGCUCUAACAAAACGUAGCAGCUAGGGUUUUUAUAAAGCGCCAAAGUUCCAUUCCGCCUUUCGCCUCACUCAGCAGCAGCAGCCCUGCAAAUCCUGUUCUAGGGUUUCGCUCUCUUUCUUAAGGAAGUAUUUGCACAGGAAUUGCAGCGAGGACAAGGCUGUAACCAUGAGUAAGCUCUCAAGUGACGGGCUGAGAGAGGCCAUCGCUCAGAUUAAGACAAACUCAGAAACGAAAAAGAGAAAUUUCACUGAGACAGUUGAGCUUCAAAUUGGGUUGAAGAACUAUGACCCACAAAAGGAUAAGCGUUUCAGUGGCUCUGUUAGGCUUCCACAUAUUCCUCGUCCUAAGAUGAGGGUUUGCAUGCUUGGGGAUGCUCAGCAUGUUGAAGAGGCAGAGAAGAUGGGUUUGGACUACAUGGAUGUGGAAAGCUUGAAAAAGCUUAACAAAAACAAGAAACUGGUCAAGAAGCUUGCCAAGAAAUACCAUGCAUUUUUAGCUUCUGAAGCUGUCAUUAAGCAAAUUCCUCGUCUUCUAGGCCCUGGUCUUAAUAAGGCAGGUAAGUUUCCAACAUUGGUGAGUCACCAGGAAUCUUUGGAGGCAAAAGUGAAUGAAACCAAAGCAAUGGUGAAGUUCCAACUUAAGAAGGUUCUUUGCAUGGGUGUUGCUGUGGGGAAUUUGGCUAUGGAGGAGAAGCAGAUUUUUCAGAAUGUACAACUUAGUGUCAAUUUCUUAGUUUCACUAUUGAAGAAGAAUUGGCAGAAUGUGAGGUCCUUGAACCUGAAAAGUACCAUGGGGAAAGCAAUCCGUAUCUACUAAGUUCUUAAGCUCUAUCAGACUUUUGUAGCGGAGGAAGCAUUAGCAGAACUUUAAUUAAGACAUUUAUUGCAAAUGAUUUUAUGUUCCCGUGUUUUUGUUGACUUUGAUUUCUUUGUUUAAAUUAUAAUGAGUACUGUAUUUUUGGUUUGAACGAAUGUUGGAAGAUUUUGAAAGAAAUUUUCUUCACCCCCGAUGCCUGCUUA